GUUUUUGCGCUUUCCAAAGCCCACCUUUCAUUUUGCCCACCGCGCCGUUCGUUCCGCACGCCAACGCCUUCCCAGCAUGUUCGCCCGACCGCAGCCCGCCUCGAAGGAUUGGGAUGAAAUGUACUUCUACGAGAAGCUCCGCCAUCUCGUCGACAAGACCUCCGAUUUCGUCAUCUCCAAGGCGAAUUGGUGGAUCCCCUCCGUGGUGACGGGGAUGGUCCUCAGCGUCGUGCUGUUGGGGGGGUCGGAGGCCGCCUCGCAGGGCCUCGGCCUCGCACUCCAAACGGCCUCACCGGUCAUUCGUCCUCCCCCCUUUUCGACCUCCAUUCAAGGGCCCCUGGGGGAAAAACCCGACGCGGAGGGCGAUGAGUUCUAAAGAAAAAAGGGUCGGAUGGGCGGCGUUGGCAAAUGGUGGAAUGUGCUCGAAACGGAAUAGAAGGAGGGGUGGUAGUUUUCUUUGAGAUGCCGCUAAGGGUUGGUUUUAAUUUGUGUUUGAGUCUAUCGGUAACCUAUAACUAUCUGCGACGUUGGUUCUUAAUAGAUAAGAUAUCCUAAGGAAAAAAAA
This is a messenger RNA of Phytomonas sp. Hart1, 565 nucleotides long. Lineage: Eukaryota; Euglenozoa; Kinetoplastea; Trypanosomatida; Trypanosomatidae. The record is from the annotation of a GenBank genome assembly.